Uranotaenia lowii is the source of this 4615-nucleotide messenger RNA. RefSeq names its product E3 ubiquitin-protein ligase UBR1-like. Gene Ontology annotation, cellular component: ubiquitin ligase complex; cytoplasm. Gene Ontology annotation, biological process: ubiquitin-dependent protein catabolic process via the N-end rule pathway; protein ubiquitination. The record is from RefSeq and is a predicted model, not a curated record. Lineage: Eukaryota; Metazoa; Arthropoda; Insecta; Diptera; Culicidae. Gene Ontology annotation, molecular function: ubiquitin protein ligase activity. Bases 1896 to 4505 code for a protein of 869 amino acids. The transcript has 5 exons.
ACGUGGUAUCUGAACGACGCCUAAGAAAACCUCGAAGGUCCUCAAACAGCUGACUUGUUUAUACUUCCGGAUAAGUUCGGAAAAAAAUCCCUGCACCUGUACCGGUAAAAUAACAAAGUUUUCACAUAACACAGGCACUGGGGAGGGGUGGGUCGAUCCAGAUGGAUCGAUCGAUGGAAGCUGUCCGGGUUCUUUUCUGCCAAGCAAAAUGCUCGCUGUAGACAAGUGACCGGGACCGAUUAGAACGGGUGAUAGAUAAGAUAUGGCAGCUGGAUCUGGAAUUAAAACGAUGUAAGUUUUUACCAUUUUCUAAAACUAAAUAUUUUAAAGGCAGUUUUCAUUCUAUCCCAAAGGUGUUCCAGUGAUCCGAGACGCCGCCUCAUUUGUUCUAGGAUAUGAUGCUCGCCUAACCUAUCGGAACUGCCGCCCUUUGGCUGACAACAUUAUGGUGAAAUUAAUAUUCAUUUCCGUAAGUUAACUGAAUUUGUAUAGUCUUCAAAUUUGACUAAAUUUCACUUCCCUUGAUGAAGGUGCGCAAAAUUUGGCCAAACAUAACUUAUCGGCAGGAGUACGACGCAAUUCUCCAGUAUGAAAAACAUUUCUGUAAACGUGAAUUGAGCACCCGCUCCCACGAAGUUGGGUCCGCGCAUCCGAGCUAAGCCGCGACCCAAAUGUACUAGCGGAAAUCAAAAGCAGAUCCGACCAAACGACCAAGCGUUUUGUUCGGUACCACCGAUAAAAAAAAGUUCCCUAUCAGUGGAGUAAAUAGAAUGCAGAACAGCUACUUCAAGGGAAUUAGUUCUGCGGGCCCAACAAAGGUAAAUUUAACUUUCAUUUUUCAAAAUGAAGUUAUUCAAAUCAAUCUCGGUGAUGCUUAUUUGUUUUUAUUUAUUUUUUUCGCAGGACUUCACAUACGAAUUUGUGCUAUUAAAUUACUAUAUUUUACAGAUUUUCGGUAAAAAAAAACACCGUUUUUCGGUAAUACUUACCGAUAUUCCGAUAGCAAUUACAGAUAUUUCGGUAAUAAUUACAGACAUUUCGGUUCAACAAUACCGGUUAUUCGGUAAUCUAAAGAGCUAUCAUGUUGACAACUGUCAAUAAUUUGACAGACGAUCAGCCGAGUUUCGAUAAUUUUUUACCGAAAAAUGUCGGUAACCUUUGACAGCUGUCACUUUUCUGCCAUGGAAAAAAUUACCGAACGGUUUAACGAUUUCCACAUGUUAGGAUUUCGGUGAAAAAAUUACCGAACUCGGUAAUUUUCGUUUACUGUGUAGGUGGAUUUUUGGACUCCAAAUGAAUCUCGGGUGGAUAGCGUAAGUGGUAACAAUGUAACCAAAUUUACAGUGAUAUUUAUUUUUAUUUAUUAUAACAGACGAAAAUAAAAGAAACUAUACAACUAAUCUAAACAUCCAAUUAUUCUUAUUAGGGUUGUCAUUUCAACUGCAUUCCAAAUAACUUUAGAAUCAACUAUAACUCAGAAUAAUUAUCAUCGUCACACCGCGUAGAGCUCACAAUAAAUUCACGUAAAAUGUAGGUGAUGGCAUGGAACACCAAUUCUUAUUAGGGGAGUGUUUACAUAUUUUACUCGUAGAAUCUACGUGAAAAUUACUUGGAUACAAAUUAUGUAGUUUUUCACGUAGCAACGACGUGCAAAUUAUUUUGGGUGUAUGUGUUCAUGAUUCAUGAUCUGCAGAUUCAUCAUCUGCAGAUGAUUGAAAGCUUUUUUGAAAUCAACGAACACCAGCAUGUGAGAAUCCUGGAUUUUUUUCCCAGUGUUAUUCAUAACAUUGCGUGAUGUGGUAGGUAAUCGGUUUCCUAUAAAAUUACAAAAAUUGGGUUGUAAUCGAUGAAACUUUGAAAAAAAAAAAUCAAUAGAAUCAAAAGCUUUGAACAGUAUGAUAGUCAAUCUGCUGCAAUGUGACGUGAUGUUGUUGGUAUUCAAAACGGUAUUCAAACAAGCUUUAAAUCUGAAGGCAGUGACGUUUUCUGAAAGCCACGUCCAGCGGGUGCUCUAUUUGCUGGGAUAUGCUCUUCAAGAAGAAGACUCCAGGAACUAUCCUUUCCUGAAAUUUAUUGAAAGAUCCAACAGCAUGAACAUAUGGGUGAUGCUAGAAGAACUGGUGAAUAAUCCAAGGGUUCAAUCCCAAAGAGAUUUAAUUUUAUGGGUUUUGCAGAAAUAUAAAGAUAUUUCUAUUAAAUCCGAUGACGUUACCUGUAGAAAAACAUCAUGUAGCGAGCCAGAAAGUUUGUCAAGCACACAACUGGAGUCGGAAAAACUAGAGAAGCAAGAGCGUGCAAAACUUGCCGCAAAACGACGUGCCCAAAUACUUGCACAAAUGGAAAAUGCUCAAAAAAAUUUUAUGACUUCAAACGCAGAGUUAUUUGAAAUGAGCAAUGAUAAUGAAGAUAACAUGAAAAGUGCUACUUGCAUGGAUUGGACAUCUGGUGAAGAGCAGCCUAUUGGAGGAAAAGCUUGUAUCGGGAAGAAUAGAAUAACAAAUCGUCAUGAUGAAUCAUUAUACCGAUGUAUUCUUUGUUCGGAAGAAUCCGCAGUUUCGAAGCACGAAGAAUGUAUGAUCUACGCGUCGUUCGUUCAGAAAUCAAGUGUGCUCUCACGUUACCAACAAACGGACGAUAGUGGACAAUUGAGGCUGCUGGAAACAAGCACUCAUCCUUCUCCACACGUCAGUACGUGUGGACAUGUUAUGCAUGCUACCUGUUUCGAAAAAUAUUUUAACAACGAAGUCAUGAAGGAAAACAGAAGGCCGUACAGACAUAGGACACCCGUUCUCUUUGAUGUUGAAAAGAAAGAAUUUCUCUGCCCAUUGUGCCGUUUCUUGAGCAAUGCUUUACUUCCAUUACUUCCGCCACUAGGCACAUUUGAAGGAUCUAGCACUCCUUUGAAAGUUGCAAUCGAAACCAUAGAAUUUGACAAAUGGUGUGAUAUGACAAAUUUAAUAUUCUCAGCUUUUCGUGAAACAAACAAUAAGAUGCAGACCCAAGAUGUCAUGGAGUUCGACGAUUUGACGACGAUGAGCGAGAGAACGUAUGAUGAAAUCAUAACGAAAAAUCUAUCAUAUAUUUUUGGAGAAUGCGAUGAAGAUUGUAAAUUAAGCAAGGACCCGUUCAUCAAUAAAUCAAUAUUCGAUUUUGUCGAACAAUUUUGUACAUCGGUGUACGAUGUGGCCCCGUUUCCAACCAACGCCAAAAAAUUUGAUGAAUACAUUGUAACCUGGUUGUCGUGUGCUUAUACCAUUGAGUCUUUGGAGAUGUUGCUCCGAGCAACGGAAAGACCUUUGGGUAACGAGCUGUCAAUAAGAUACACUGCGUGCCUUUCGGGAUUUGUUCGAGUUUCGUCAAUCGUUGGAAGCAAUAUUAAAACAUUGAAUCCAAGUUUUAUUAACUAUUUGUGCGACUUGUAUGAUUCGUUGUUUGGUAAAAAAAAAUCCGCUUUUCUCGAGUGGGAUAUUUUCAGUAUGCUGACAACUAUGAUAUUUUCAACGCGAUGCGUCUUAUUGACCACCAACAAGGAGGAUACGAUACCAAAAGGCAGUGUUUUUGAUCAUAAUAUAUUUUUGGCAAUGUUCCUUAUACACACCGCCAGGAUCGUCGUUUCACAUGACAUGAGUUCAUCCGCCAUGCAAGUUGAAGAGAGCAUUGAAGAAAAACAGUUCAAUCUGUUGAGUAUGUACAAAAAUUAUAACAUACACAAUCAGCAUGGUGCAGCAACAUCAAUAAUCAAUAUUUUGAAUGUUGUUAAACAGCAAAGCAUCACUUUUUUGAGAUGUUCAUCUUUGCUUUUCCAUGCUAUAACUGAUAUAGAGCUUCCCUGUGAUGACAGCUUCGACGUUUAUGCUUUGUAUUUGGGUAUGAAUUCAGACUUAAAUGUUUAUUUCGAAAAUCCCAUAUAUUACGAGUUUGUCCAUCGUCUGAUUGAAACUAAUCUACCACAGCUGAGAAGUGUUAAACAUAAUAUUCAUACAAAAAAGGCGGAAGAUAUAGUUCCGUUAGUGCAAGAAAUGUACCCUGUGAGGCAACUCAUCGAUCUGCCAGACGAUUAUAGUGAUUUGAUUAACAGCGUGUCUUUAUUCAUGUGUCCAAAUAACAUCAAGGAUGACUCGAGAAAUCCGACAAUGUGCUUGGUUUGCGGAGAAAUUUUGUGCUCGCAAUCAUUUUGUUGUCAAAAAGAGCUUGAUAGAAAUUCGGUGGGCUCUUGUACAUACCAUGCUCACACAUGUGGUGCUGGGAUUGGCAUAUUUCUGAGAAUAAGAGAUUGCGAGAUACUGUUGCUCGGAAUCAACAAAGGAUGCUUCAUUUCGGCACCUUACAUAGAUGAAUAUGGCGAGACAGAUCAAGGUCUGAGAAGAGGAAACCCAUUGCGGCUGUGCAAAGAACGAUACAAAAAGUUACACAUCAUUUGGUUGGGGCAUGGCAUCCACGAAGAAAUCACCCGCAAAACUGAAACCCAGCAAACACUAUUUGCAACUCAAUGGCAAAACCUAUAGAACUCUAUUGCUAAAUCUUUAGAUUUAUGGUUUGUUUUGUUAAAUCUUUUACAGCUAGCAGAUGUUUUCAUAAGAUUGUUUGGUAAAUAAAAUUUGUAUAACUGUCGUAA